UUGCGCGGCCGCGCGCUCCAGCGGGGGCGGGGAGGGGGGCUAGCUCGCCUCUGCGGAUACACACUAGUGAAUUUCUACAACCGUUUCUCUCAGUGUUACUAGCAGUGACAAAGCGGACAAAUGUCGAAAUCCGAGUCGCAAAUCUGUAUAAUCCCUCAUUCAUUUCUAUCGGUCAUUAGUGUUGAAUCCUGGACGUUAUUAUAGAGGUUUGUGUGCAUAAAGAGGACGGCUAUUCACAAUAGCUCACUAACGGCACUGGUUAGCUAGCGAGGCUGUUGUGUCUGAAUCGGUUGAGCUCAUGCUAGCAAUAAUACACCGUAUUUAUCCGUCUGCCCUGAUAAAACAUGUCAAUAUAUCCUCGAAUGCUCGCAAGGUGAUCAUGAAGCUGUUUAAAACUGGUUGGGCUUGAGUUCUCUGAGGAGAUGCUGAAGAGAAGUCCAUUGCUAUGUGAUUCACUCAGCUGCUCGUCGACCUCACUUUGGAGCUUCACACACUGAGCUAUGGUGAUGCUAAUCCACAGCUUUAGCACUAACCACAACAGCUGCCUUUGCACGAUCAUCACAGCCAUGCUGAAACCUGCUGGUCCACAGAUGGAUUGAUGCCUGAAAGCAGUUAUUGGCAACUCUGCCCUUCCUCAAGUUCUGGUUUGCAGGGCGUGCUGAGUUCCAGCUUCCCCCCCGGCCCCGUGCCUCUGGGACCUUCUGCUUCCCACCUGCCGGAGGGGGACAACCUGAAUCGUCCGCUCGCCCCGAGCACCUCUGUGACGGACCUGUCUUUUCCCGGGCCACCGCCUCCCCCCCCGCCACCCCCAAAACGCCACUGUCGUUCGCUGUCUGUGCCGGAGGACCUCUCACGCUGCCGGUACACCUGGCGGCCAAGUGCCUCCAAGGUUUGGACACCAGUGAACCGCCGAUGCCACAGUGGAGGGGGCGCGGGGGGGCCGUGUCCGCUGCGUGCCCCCAGUUCCUCUCUUAAUUCUUCUCUGCAUUCUUCCUCGAGCCCCACUUUCUUCAGCUUGGCCCUUUCCCCAGAUUCCCCGCUACCAUGGAGUUUCCCCUGGGACCCGAGUGACGCAGCCGGAGGUGGUGCCUGUUGCUGCUUCUUCCCUUCUGCUUCCUCAUGCUCUUCCUCUCCAUCUCCUCUUCAUCCUCCUCCUCCUCCACAGCGCCGCUUCUCGCUGUCUCCCGUGCUCAUCCGUGAAGCCGCCGCACACUUCCUUCCUCCACCCCAGGCACCCCUACAGCCUGCGUCCCAUCCUCCGGCUGUUCCAGCCUCGCCAUCCUCCGCGUGCAGUACUCCAUCUUCCGUGCGCCGUGCUCUUCCUCCUCAACUUCCACGCUGUCACUCUCAGCCAUGUGACCUCCUCCUGCUCAAGCCUGGCCUAAAGCGUCGCAGGGACCCGGACAGACCAUGUGCAAGGCCUGUGCUAGACUUCGCAAAAAUGACACAGACUCGAAGCACAGAUCCCCUCAGCUGUUUGGACCGUGGUAGACUUGCCUGUGGAGGUGACCUCUGCAUGGGCCUUGAACCUUUUUUUGGAGACUUCAGAGGGUCAUGUUCACCCGCUGAAGGUUUAGGAAGGACGAGUAUCGGACCGCUAAGCGAAAGUGAUGAAGAGGAGGAAGAGGAGGAGAGAGAAGAAGCAGACUCGUCUCGUGACGGUGGACAGCAAAGUGUUUUCGAGAGGGAUUGUACAGAAUUAGACAUUACUCUCAUUGAGGAGAAUUAAAAAAACGCCCCAUAAAAUGGAUGCCCCAACUACACCUCCCCCUUCACCACCUCUCUUUUGCAUUGCCAGCAUUCAACCCAUUUGUUCACCACCUGCUACACUGGCAGGCCUCUCAGGAACUCUGCUGCUCUUUCCCGAGCUGUGCAGGUGUAUAAAAUCUCAUUGAUGCAUUAAUGAAGACAUGUUGACUAGUAGCAGUUAUUACAGGUUAAUGCAGUUGGUUAUGGAUUUUGACCCAAUAUCAUAUAACAUUCCAGAAUCAGUUGCAAAGAUACUCUAAGGAUGUGAAUAUUAGGCCGCUGGUGAACACUCGCUAGGAAAUUUAGACGUUCUCUAAAUAAAAAAUCAUGAAAGACAGAAGAUUGAGCUUCUUGCGGUCUUUCUUUUUCUUGUCUUUUUUUUUCUUUUCUCAAUUUUUUCUUAGUAGGAAUAGUCUUUCGUGGAUGAUAGUUAUGAAUAACAGUGUUUUGUUCAGUUUGAAUAAUAAUAAAAAAAAAAAAGGUCAACAUGAGAGCUGUACUUUACUCUUUGGGCCUUUCUACUUCCUGAGAAAAAGUAUAUCUAAUUCAGCAUAAGCCUUAAGAUGCCUUUUUUCUUUAUCAAAAAGACUCUUGAAGGAAAUGACUUGUGUAUCUGUUGUCCUUCCUACUGUUACUUUUUUGCUGUCUCUUUUUUAUCUUUUAACCUGUACAAUGCAUUCCUCUAAAAACUGAAUACGUUGAGUGUACUUUGAGUUAUGCACUGUAUUUGAGGCAGAAACAGAAAAAAAAAACCCAGCCACUGAAUUCUGAGGGUGCACUGAAAUGCCGAACACGUCGCAUUGUACAGUAUUUGUUUGAAAUUGACAGAUUGACUGAAGAUGGUACCUUGAAGGGUGGAAGGUAUUUUUUUCUGUCUUUUUCUGUUGUAUGUGUAAUAAGAUUGAAAGUUCUGAUUCAGUUUAUGCAUAAAUAAAGUUUAUUUGAAAUUA
Molecule: messenger RNA, 2699 nt
Organism: Tachysurus fulvidraco (yellow catfish)
Lineage: Eukaryota; Metazoa; Chordata; Actinopteri; Siluriformes; Bagridae
Gene: fam53c
Product: family with sequence similarity 53 member C
Exons: 5
Coding region: 599-1729 (376 amino acids)
Biological process (GO): protein import into nucleus
Cellular component (GO): nucleus
Source: RefSeq, a predicted model, not a curated record